CAGCUGCCGUCGUUCUCAUUGGUUCCCCACAAGCACCGUGUCAGCUAUGACGUCACAAAGGAUAGCCGUCCUCUUCAUCGCCGCCAUCUUGAGCGUCUCGCUCACGCCCGCAAUAGCUAAAGAGGACAAGUCGACCAGCUGGUGGAAGUUUGGUGCCAUAGUAACCGGAGGAGAGGAGGAGUCGACCAACUGGUGGAAGAUUGGCGCCAUGGCAGCUGGAGGAGUGGCCGCAGUUGCUCUGGCCCCAGUGGCAAUAGGAGCCGCGGGCAUCGGCGCUGGAGGGAUCGUCGCUGGAGGGAUCGCCGCCAAGGCCAUGGCCUUGGCCGCGGCUGCCAACGGAGGUGGGGUGGCGGCCGGAGGGGUGGCGGCCGGAGGGGUGGCAGCCGGAGGGAUGGCGGCCAGUGGGAUCGCGGCCUGGCUGCUGUCCGCCGAGAACGUGAAGUCGACCCACCACGUGUGCAGAGAUGCCAAAUAUGUACCCGGAACAGUUGGUGCAGACUUCGUGUGUGGAUAAGAAAUGGGCUUCUCCACUGAAGGCUUCGCCACAAGCUACAACGGAGCCGGAGUGGUGAUGGCCAUGCUGCAGUCCAUCGGAGCGUCUUGGCUGGGUAUUGGGGUGGACCCCUUCAACAAGCAGCCGACGGGAGGAGAGGAGUAGGAGGCCAGCAAGUGGGCAGCGUCGAUGAGGAUGGGCAGCGCUGAGAGGGCAGCGAGCGCGCUCACCGUGGCUGGCCGCAGCAGUGCGAGGGGUUUCACAAACACCUCUCGUUGGCGCGGUCGGCCACGCUGAGGUAGCAGCUCCUCUGCCUCCUCCUGCCUCUCAUUCCUCUACUUCCUCUCAUUCUCUUCUGCCUCUCAUUCCUCUGCCUCCUCUUGCCAGUCCAGUCGGCCUAGUCAGUCUAGACGGUGUAGGCAGUCUAGUCAGUCUAGAUGGUCUAGACAGUGUAGUCAGUCUAAACAAUGUAGUUGAUGUAGAUGAUCUAAUCAGUCUUGAUGGUGUAGUCAGUCUACAUGGUCCAGUCAGUCUAGAUGGCAUAGACUGUCUAGUCGGUGCUGGACUGUGUAGUUUGGGGGUUUGGCUGACUAAGAUUUGCUGUGUACACUUCACUAAGCCUGGCAGACUCUCUAAGAUAAUCCCUAUAAAUAAAACGGCAUCCACAACUACUAUGCCUGUGUGAGUGAGUGUAUGUGAGUGUCUGAGUGUAAGUGUGUGAGUGUGUGUGAGUGUGUUAGUGUGGCAGAACUGCUGUGUACACUAUACUAAGCCUGGUGGACUCUCUAUCUAUAUAUAUAAAAUCGUGAAUCUGUCUGUCUAUCUGUCUGUCUGUGUGUCUGUGUGUCUCCGGACCAUACGCACUUUCAUUGGACGCCGGUUGCCCCUGCCAACGGCUAGCGACGCCUUCGCCGCUUUCAUUGGACCUGGCAACGGCUAGCGACGCCUUCGCCAAGGGCUGCAGUUUCAUUGGACGGCGGUUGCCCCUGCCAAUGGCUAGCCACGCCUUCGCCACUUUCAUAGGCUCCGUAAUUAAUUAAAUAAUAGCCAUUACUCAGUAUUG
Lethenteron reissneri (Far Eastern brook lamprey) is the source of this 1556-nucleotide messenger RNA. Its product is annotated as interferon alpha-inducible protein 27-like protein 2A. NCBI's taxonomy places the organism in Eukaryota, Metazoa, Chordata, Hyperoartia, Petromyzontiformes, Petromyzontidae. Gene Ontology annotation, cellular component: membrane. The record is from RefSeq and is a predicted model, not a curated record.